CGCCGUGUGCUGGCGAUCUGUGCCUCCCGCUCGCCGCCGACGACUGACGCGAACGAGCGCUCGCUCCCGACUCAUGGUCGCCGCGGGCGCCGCCAAGGCCACGGCGGCGGCCGUCUCCUCCGCGGUGUUCCGGGGCAACCAGGAGCUCACCCGCCUCGCGCGGUCGGGGCAGCUGGCGGCGGCGCGGCGCCUGUUCGACUCCAUGCCCCGCCGCAACACCGUCACCUACAACGCCAUGCUCUCCGCGCUGGCGCGCCACCGGCGGAUCGACGAGGCCCGGGCCCUCUUCGACGGGAUGCCCAGCAGGAACAGCGUCUCCUGGAACGCGAUGAUCGCGGCGUGCUCGGACCACGGCCGCGUCGCGGACGCCCGGAGCCUGUUCGACGCGAUGCCCGGCCGGGACGACUUCUCCUGGACGCUCAUGGUCUCCUGCUACGCGCGCGCGGGGGAGCUCGAGCUCGCUAGGGACGUGCUCGACCGCAUGCCUAGCGACAAGUGCACGGCGUGCUACAAUGCCAUGAUCUCUGGGUACGCCAAGAACGGCAGGUUCGACGAUGCGGUGAAGCUGCUGAAGGAGAUGCCAGCCCCGGACCUGGUUUCUUGGAACUCGGCGCUGGCCGGUCUUACCCAGAGUGGAGAAAUGGUCCGUGCAGUGCAAUUCUUUGACGAAAUGGUGGAGAAGGACAAGGUGUCCUGGAACUUGAUGCUGGAGGGGUAUGUGCGAGCUGGGGAUUUGGAUGGGGCCUCUACCUUCUUUGCAAGGAUUGAAUCACCUAAUGUCAUUUCUUGGGUGACCUUGCUGAAUGGAUAUUGCCGGGCAGGGAGGAUCAGUGAUGCCAGAAAAUUGUUCGACAGAAUGCCUGAGCGAAACAUUGUGGCUUGGAACGUGAUGCUUGAAGGGUAUGUGAGGCUCUCUCUCAUGGAGGAGGCCAGUAAGCUGUUCGAGGAGAUGCCAGAUAAGAACUCUAUCUCAUGGACAACUAUAAUAAGUGGAUUGGCACGUGCUGGGAAACUCCAAGAAGCAAAGGAUCUUCUCGAUAAGAUGCCUUUCAACUGUGUCGCAGCGAAGACUGCACUCAUGCAUGGCUAUUUACAGAGCAAGAUGGUUGGUGAUGCUCGUCAGAUUUUUGAUGGAAUUGAGGUGCGCGAUGCAGUGUGCUGGAAUACGAUGAUAUCUGGUUAUGUCCAGUGUGGAAUGCUUGAAGAGGCCAUGUUGUUGUUCCAGCAAAUGCCGAAUAAGGAUAUGGUUUCUUGGAACACCAUGAUUGCUGGCUAUGCUCAGGGUGGUCAAAUGCGCAAGGCAGUCAGUAUUUUCAGGAGGAUGAAUAGGAGAAAUACAGUGUCUUGGAAUUCAGUUAUAUCUGGAUUUGUUCAGAAUGGACUCUUUGUUGAUGCACUCAACCAUUUCAUGCUCAUGAGAAGGGACACAAAGCUGGCUGAUUGGUCUACUUAUGCAAGCUGUCUCAGCGCAUGUGCAAACCUGGCUGCUUUGCAAGUUGGGAGGCAAUUCCACAGUCUUCUUGUUAGGAGUGGGUAUAUCAACGAUUCAUUUGCUGGAAAUGCUUUGAUUUCCACAUAUGCAAAGUGUGGAAGGAUAUUGGAAGCAAAACAAAUAUUUGAUGAGAUGGUGGGCAAGGAUAUUGUUUCAUGGAAUGCGUUGAUUGAUGGCCAUGCUUCUAACGGUCACGGGAACGAGGCAAUCUCAGUAUUCCGGGAAAUGGAAGCCAAGAAUAUCAGACCUGAUGAGGUCACGUUUGUUGGUAUCUUGUCGGCUUGCAGUCAUGCUGGAUUGAUUGAUGAAGGACUGAAGUUUUUUAACUCAAUGGGAAAGGAUUACUCAGUAAACCCUGUGGCUGAGCACUAUGCUUGCAUGGCAGACCUGCUUGGAAGAGCUGGGAGACUGAACGAGGCAUUUGAACUUGUGCAAGGAAUGCAGAUCAAACCCAACGCUGGGGUGUGGGGUGCCUUGCUUGGAGCAUGCCGGCUGCACAAAAACGAUGAGCUAGCACGAUUGGCUGCUGAGAAGUUAUUUGAAUUGGAACCUAACAAGACCUCAAAUUAUGUGCUGCUGUCAAAUAUCAGUGCUGAGGCAGGCAAGUGGGAUGAAGCUGAAAAGGUGAGGGCUUCAAUUAAAGAAAAGGGAGUGCAUAAGCCACCUGGUUUAGCUGGAUCCACAUAGACCUUCUCAUUCAAUGAAUUUGCGCUAUGUUUUCACUCAUUUAUGGAACUUGAGCAUACAGACAGGUUAUUUAAGGCUGCUGUCUGAAGUCUGAACUAGACUCUUGCGUUUUUGCACCCUGGUUGCUGGUUGGACUCCCAUGCCAAUGAGGAAGUUAUACAGCGGGAGGACAGCAGUGUUUUCUGUUUUUGCAGAACUUUAUAAAACCAAGUCCCAGUAGUUCUCUUUCCAGUGCCUGCCGGGUCAAGCUUCUGCUUGCACUGUCUUACAGCAUUCGUUCCAGUGGGCUGCUGACUUCCCGUUCUUGUUAAGCCAGGAGAGCCUCAGAUUUCUUGUUAUUAAGCUGCCAUCUCUGUGUCCUCUGAGCCGCGGUCCGAAGACUAACACAAAACUGAAAUCUGAGACCUGGAAAGCACAUGAUCAUACAUUGUCACUCUUCUCAUAUCUCCUGAAACACCGGAUCCAUCCUCGGAAACAGAAAGUAUGCACAAACCAAGGGCUAAGCAACUUGAGCUAACGUUUGCAAUUUCCCAUUUACUCUAGUACUGCUGCUCCUUGCCAUGAACAUUUCACAUUGGCAUGCUUUUGCUCACUAUCCUGGUGCUUUGCUUCUGCAAUCGCCUUUUCCAAAACGACUUUCUGUACACGCCUGUAUAGCUUUGCCUUGAAUUGUUUCAGUUUUGCUUCUGAGUUCUGAGCCGUGUCAUGAAUUUUCGUUCUUUUUUUUCAUCUGAGAGGAAUGUCAUGAACUGUAUAGCGUUGGAGUAGAGGAUUGUUUUUUUUUCUUUCUUUUUUCUGAUCUGAGAGUUGAGGAUUGCAGCUUGCCUCUCUGUUUCGGAGGGGAUGAUAUAUACGUGUUAUGCUAAUCAGGUCAGGCCCGACCCACCUAAGGAGACAGGUCGGCCCAAUCCAUCAACCUAAAGCCCAAAUUCAAAGCGGGUCUGGACCCGCUUACGCGGCCGUCGAUCCGCCAACCCGUUCGAACCGCCGGGACAAGCCCGAAACCCUUCGUCCUGCCAGCGCCGCUUUCUCAUUCCCACUCCGACUCCGAGCCCCAAAACCCUAGACCCCCUCGCCGCCGCCGCCAUGAUCACCGGCGGCCAGAGCUUCGUCUCCGCGCCGCCGGCCUUCUCGGCCGACGGCCGCCUCCUCCUCGUCUGCUCCGGCCGCACCGUCUCCGUCUUCAGCACCGCCACCGCCAUGCUGGUGUCGGAGCUGGAGGGGCACGAGGGGGACGUCACCGCCGUGGUGGUGGUGCCGCCGCCGGCUGGUGCGGCUGCGACCCCGGCGGCCAAGCUCGCGAGCAACUGCUGGACCGCGGGGCUCGACGGCGUGCUCAUAUACUGGGACUUCGUGGCGGCGGAGGCCGUGCGGAAGGUCCAGGUCGGACUCCCCGUCCACUCCAUGGUGAUUCCUAACAUAUGUAGGACCUCAAAAGGAGCUGAGGUGUCGACUCCCUUUGCAUUUGUCUCUGUCGAAGAUACAAGUAAGCCAGUUAAUGAACCAAAAGCUCUGCGUGGGCAGAUGAGAAUUUAUGACCUGACGAAGGGGCGUAAAGUGGGUUAUCUCCUGGCUGAGACAAGGAAACCAGAAAAGAUUGUUGCAAGUAGUUCUGGGGAAUUCUUGGGCAUUACAAAUAAAAGAAAGCUCCAUAUCUGGAGAAUACCAACGAAAGAUUUCAAGCAUGAUAAGAUUAGGAAGAUAAAGCUCCGGCACACUAAAAACCUGACCACUCUGGCUUUCCAUCCAAGCGAGGGAAUUGUGGCUGCUGGUGAUGUAACAGGGAGGAUCUUGAUUUGGAGAGGUUUUGGAAAUGCAAAGUUCUCUGAAAGUAGUGCAAAGUCGAAGGUGGAUGAAGGAAGGGAUGGUGUUAGGGGCAAUGAUGAUGCAGACACUUGCACGACAUGGCAUUGGCAUUCAAGCAGAGUGAGGUUUCUCAAAUUUUCCUCUGAUGGAGCAUACUUGUUCUCAGGUGGUUUGGAGGGAGUUAUUGUUGUAUGGCAGUUAGAUACUGGAAAGAGAAGAUAUAAACCGCGUCUGGGGUCUCCUCUUUUGUUCUUUGUAGAUUCUCCAGAUUCUUCCAUUUCCUGUGUGUCAUGUACAAAUAACCAAGUGUAUCUCCUAAAAAUGCCUAAUAUGGAGGUCAUGAGAUCUAUUGCUGGAAUUAAGCUGCCAACUGCUUCCCCGAGCUUGGGUGGAUCUGAUCGGGUUGUGUACGGAUUUGAUUAUACUAAUAAACUUGUUGCUAUACCGACGGAAGAUUACUGCAUACAGUUCUACAAUCUGUUCGAGAACACUGAGGUUUCAGAGUUGCAAGUAUGUGAGAGGAAUUUUCAGCCUGUUGACGAUAUCACGAUGUACAUUUCCUUAGUUUCAUUGUCAAUAGAUGGCAGUUUGAUGUGCACUGUGGACGUCAAGCUUCCUGAAGAAGAAUUAGGUGGUCUUGUUACACUGAAGUUCUGGAAUCAUGGGUCUAGUGCAGGAAAUUAUUUUUUGUCCACUGUCAUUUAUGAGCCUCACAGUGAUGCUGGGGUUUCUGCUGUCGCUUUCCGUCCAGGAAGAAAUAUGGCUGUGAGCUCUUCUUUUGGUGGUAACUUCAAGGUUUGGGUCCAGAGUUUGUCUUCACAAUCAAGCAAUGAAAGAAAUUAUGCUGGUUGGAGAUGCCAAUCGGUUGGCUCUUACAAGAAGAAACCUAUGACAGCAGCAGCCUUCUCAGCCGAUGGAUCUGUUCUUGCAGUUGCAGCUGAGAGUGUCAUCACAUUGUGGGAUCCUGAUAGCAAUGCACUUGUUGGUGUAAUUGCAGAAACACUAUCGCCAAUUACAAAUCUUUCUUUUGUUGGGACAUCGGUGUUUUUGAUGUCUCUGUGCCAGAGUUCAAGACCAGAGGUUACUGUAUGGAAUGUUUCAAAUCUUUCCAUGCAGUGGGCUUACAGCAUUUAUGCCGAAGCUGCAUGCUGUUCGCCAGAUGGGAAUGAAUUUGCGGUUCUUACUCUUCUGAGCUGUCCUGAUGGAGGAACAUCGACGGAGCAAAAUGGAGCGAUUCUACUUUUUAAUGCAGAAAGCCCGAACCCUGUUGCCUCCUGGUCGGUAAAGAAAGCAAGGGGUGGCAGCAUUUCUUUUGUGAAGGGUGACGUCUCUUCGAAAGAUAAAGAGACAAUGUUGCUGGUUUAUGUAAAUGGUUCUCAUGAAUAUGUCAUCUUUGAUCCCCGGAAGAGAGAAGAGUUGGUCGUUAGCAGGAACAUAGACAAGAAGGUUCAAGCUGAGGAACUUGCACUAAUCGGCUACGCAUCUAUCUACGGAGAGCUUCCAAAGCUGGAGUCAAAGAAAGAGGUUUCAGAUGUUCCAUUUAUCCCUUCAGACAGGCCUUGGGAGACCAUAUUCAGUGGCUCGUCACAUGUUCUUCCGCCCCUCACAAAACUAUGUUCAGCUUUCUUGUCAUCAUUGCUCGAGAAGAGACCAGUCGCAAAUGAGUGAGACACCCCAAAGUUUUGUCCCAUCAUACCCAUUGCAAAAUGGCAAUGCAGAAAGAACUCCACUGACUUAGACGCAACAAAGGUGAUCGGUCCAUGCUGGAAUGCAGAAGCUACUCAUGUGGAGAUCCUGGGUGGUGCUGUUGAGCCGUGAGCACGGGCUAGCAUCGGCUGAAACCAAGCCCGUUUUGUAGUGGUACCAAGUGAUUGGCAACCUACUGAUCCGUAGCAGUUUUGUUUCCUUGACAGCUUCACAUGUAAGCCAGACAACCAAACUGGCAAUUUUUUGUGUGAUAUGAUGUCUGCAGCUUGUUCCAUGUCUUCGCUA
Panicum virgatum (switchgrass) is the source of this 5977-nucleotide messenger RNA. RefSeq names its product WD repeat-containing protein 75-like. Gene Ontology annotation, molecular function: protein binding. The coding region runs from base 3266 to 5653 and encodes 795 amino acids. NCBI's taxonomy places the organism in Eukaryota, Viridiplantae, Streptophyta, Magnoliopsida, Poales, Poaceae. The record is from RefSeq and is a predicted model, not a curated record. The transcript has 16 exons.